CAUGGGACUUGCAGGCUAUCGUCAACCCCGCACAGUCUUCACCAUUCAAGCUGCGUUUGAACUCGAGGAUAAGAUCUACUUCUAGUUCUACCAUAAUAUCUUACAGCAUUCUUAAGCUUCUGAUAGCUAUUGUCCCUUCUCAUCCGGUCAAUCGCCACCACAAAGUUGCUCUUCAAGUCUUUAAUCAAACAACAACAUCAGAUUACAAACAAAUUCCAGGCGUACCGGUAACAACAUGGCACCCUAUCUCAGCGACAACACUACUUCGGACACCAACAGCGACAGCCAUGAAGCAUAUCUCAAAGCACCCGACUUCCAGAACUUCGACAACCCACCUCGCGUUUUAGUUAUAGGUGCAGGUAGCCGCGGCACAGCCUACGCAGAGGCUGCCCUAGAAGGCACCAAUACAAUCAUCGCAGCAGUGUGUGAGCCCAUUCAUUCCAAGCGCGAGGCAUUUGGCAAGAGGUUCAUAUGGACUGGCAAAUGGCCUGCUCAGCCUGGGCAGCACUUCUUCGACUGGCAGCAAUGGGUCGAGUGGGAGGAAGAGAGGAGGGAAGAUGAAGUCAGAGGGAGAGUAAGAGAGCCAGGAAUCGAUGCAGUCUUCGUUUGUGUGCUCGACGAGAUGCACGAAGAAGUUGUGUGUGGCAUUGCUCAUCUGGGUGUGCAUAUAUGUUGUGAGAAGCCACUGAGUACGAGGCUGGAGAGCUGCAUUAGGAUGUACAAGGCACUCAAGUAUGCAAAGAAGAGCAACGACACAGUGGGAGGGAAGAAAGAGCCAAUCUUCGGUAUAUGUCAUGUACUACGGUACUCACCACACAACAUGCUCCUACGACAUCUGGUGCGAGACAAGAACGUUAUCGGAGAUGUUCUCAGUAUCGAGCAUUGCGAGCCCGUGGGCUGGUGGCACUUCAGUCACAGCUACGUUCGCGGUAACUGGCGCAAAGAGUCCACAUCCGCGCCGUCCCUUCUCACAAAGUCCUGCCAUGACAUCGACUUCCUGAUGUGGAUGCUCUGCACACCCUCUUCGUCCACAUCUACACCCCACCUGCCCUCGCACAUAACCUCCACUGGCUCACUCAAAUACUUCCGAAAAUCCCACAAGCCCGCAGCCGCAGGCAGCGCAACAAACUGCCUCUCCUGUGCCCACGAGUCCUCAUGCUCCUACAGCGCAAAGAAGAUCUACCUCGACAAGCACCUCGCAAAAGGCAACGCAGACUGGCCCGUCAAGAUCGUAAACUCCGAAAUCGAGGACAUUUACAAGACACAAGGCGCAGAAGCAGCCAAAUCGCAACUCUUGGCUGACCUGGCCGAAGACUACGACGUCUCCACUCCGCUCGGGGUCAGGAACAAGAGGAACUACUUCGGUCGCUGCGUCUGGGACUCCGACAACGACGUCUGCGACGACCAAAUGGUCACCCUCUCUUGGGAAGAUGAUGGGGAGGACGCGAGAAGAGGUGCGAAGACGGCGUUAUUUCACAUGAUUGCGCAAACGGAGAAGCAGUGUGAGAGACGGGGCAGGAUUUACGGCACGAAGGGGGAGAUUGAGUACGAUAGCACGACUAUCAGUAUUCACGACUUUGCAACCAACAAGACUACGAGGCAUGUUCCGCAUGCCGCGGGCGGUGGACAUGGAGGCGGGGAUGCAGGGCUGGCGAGACAGUUCCUCAUGGCAGUCAAUGCUGUCGACUCCGGAGACAUGAGAACGUACGAGGCACAGAGGGCUUUCUUGGGCUGUGAUCUUGAAGAAGCCUUCAGAAGUCAUGCGGUCGUCUUCGCAGCAGAAGACGCGAGAGUGCAAAGGCUGGUUGUGGACUGGGAGACAUGGUGGAAGGAGAAUGUCGAGAGUCAGUUGGCAUCGUGAGAAGGUAUAUUCAGGCGUUCGCCAUCUACAUCGAACUGUAGUUCUUACACGGUGGCCCCUUGAUGAUGCUGGGCUUCUUCGUCAUGAACAUACGACGCUU
Messenger RNA from Macroventuria anomochaeta, 1961 nucleotides. RefSeq names its product streptomycin biosynthesis protein StrI. Lineage: Eukaryota; Fungi; Ascomycota; Dothideomycetes; Pleosporales; Didymellaceae. The transcript has 2 exons. The coding region runs from base 236 to 1861 and encodes 541 amino acids. Gene Ontology annotation, molecular function: nucleotide binding. The record is from RefSeq and is a predicted model, not a curated record.